This is a messenger RNA of Somion occarium, 804 nucleotides long. The record is from the annotation of a GenBank genome assembly. Lineage: Eukaryota; Fungi; Basidiomycota; Agaricomycetes; Polyporales; Cerrenaceae.
AGAGCAUGACCAUUAAGGGGGACCCGAAUUCAAAUACCAGGGUGAACCGCACGGAGCACCUACGUAAACUGUCACCCUUCGCCCAGUCUUCAGUCUCAACCAUUCAUUUGCAGCUUCUUCCAUCUCACGAGUCAAGGACGUACGUUAUCAUCACGAAAAGCAGACAGAGUUGGUGAAAAACAACAUUCGGAAGGUGCUAUGCUUUGGAGAUCGAGACUAGAGUGGAGCUACACCAAGGCUGACAGUACCUGUGAAUCUCAAUGGUUGCCAGAGAACACUUCAUCCACUUGACUACGACCACUUGCAACCUCUACACCGGAUAUUAGUUCUAGAAAUUGAUAUCACUAUAUUUCCCCUGCAGACCAUAUUCAAUAAUGAGCUCGACCAUGGAUCCAUGCCAAGAUUGCCUUGCAGGAUGUCUGGCUAUAUAUUGCAUAGGCUGUGUACAGUCUUGCGCGACGUGGUCCUUAUUUCGACCAUGCGGUGCAGGUAGCGGAACUGCCAGUUCCGCUGGAUGCUGUGGGAGUUGCUGUAAGGAGUCGUUCGAUAAUGACGAGCUACAGGAUGAGCUGGAUAAAGAAAGGCAAGAAAGACUUGAACGAGAAGGUCUUUCCACUUCACAACCUGCUGCAAAGGAAGUCAUGAACCCCGCGCAGAAACGGUUGCCUGAGCAAGAGGCUCCAGCUGGUCCCGCGCAGAACUCCACAUCGCAAGAUGUGCCCCACUCGUAUUCAUGACUUAAUGAUCAGUAGUUCAAACCUACUAUACCAUGGACUUUGGAUACCCCAUACCGACAUAUGCUCU